Clupea harengus (Atlantic herring) is the source of this 1122-nucleotide messenger RNA. RefSeq names its product extracellular matrix protein 2. Gene Ontology annotation, molecular function: protein binding. NCBI's taxonomy places the organism in Eukaryota, Metazoa, Chordata, Actinopteri, Clupeiformes, Clupeidae. Bases 1 to 1122 code for a protein of 373 amino acids. The transcript is spliced from 2 exons. The record is from RefSeq and is a predicted model, not a curated record.
AUGAGUUUAAUGAAGAAGAGUGUAGUUGUCCAGUGCUCUGAUAAAGGAGUGGACAAGGUUCCUUUCGGCAUUCCCUACAAUGCUCGCUACAUCCUCCUGAUGAACAAUCACAUCGACAGCAUCCAGCUGGACCUGCUCUCCGAGUACCUCUUCAUGGAGUUCCUGGUGCUUAGCAACAACCGCUUGACGGACAGCUCUGUGGAGGGUUCCUUCGAGGGGAUUCAGAAGCUGAAACGUCUCUACCUGGAGCGGAACUUGCUCCAGAGCAUCCCGACGGACAUGCCGGCCUCAUUGGAGGAGCUAAGAUUGGAUGGGAACAACAUCAGCGUGAUGUCGGAGGCAGCGUGGGGCCGCUGCCCUGGCCUGCUCAUCCUCAGCCUGAACAACAACAGCCUGGGUAACGGAUCCGACUCUCUCUUCGCCGGGGUGCUCUCUCCGUUGGGCAACCUGCGGACGUUAAGCCUCAACCACAACCAGCUCCUGGCUGUGCCCUCCCAGCUCCCGCUCAGCCUCCGCGAACUCUAUCUCCGCGGCAACCUCAUCCAUAGUUUCCACAGUGAUGUCUUCAUGGGCGACUCAGAACUGCUGGUCCUGGACCUCAGUGCCAACCGGCUAAGCAACAAGGGUCUCGGCAAAGAUGCCUUACUCAACGCCAAUCGGUUAGAGAGCCUCAACCUGGAAGGGAAUCUUCUGAGGCAGGUCCCACGCCACCUUCCCCAGUCCCUCAAAACCCUCAACCUUGAAGGCAAUACCAUCGCUUCAGUGGGAAAAGCUGCCUUCAAACGGCUGCCCAACCUGGAGCACCUGGGUCUGGCACGGAACAAGAUCGUCAGGGUGGCAUUGGGCGCAUUCCGAAGCCUGCCCGUCCUCCACCAGCUCGACCUAUCCCACAAUGCCCUGAGGCAGGUACCCAGGCAGCUCCCGACAUCGCUCCACUUUGUGUGGAUUACCCACAACAAGAUCCGGUCGGUGCCACAGGACGCACUGUGUCCGGGCGGUGCCAGCGCGCCCCUUAGCCAGCUGGUGAGGGUCCAGCUGGAGCACAACCUGAUCGACAUGGGCAAGCUGAACACACGGGCCUUCUGGUGUCUCAGAGGGUACCAGGUGGUCCAUUUUGACUGA